AUGGCCGCUUCUUUUGUUGCUACUACCACUAUUCCCAACUAUCAAGAUAUUUUGGAUGGCAAUGUUCAUAAGAAGGUGCCUCUUAACACUUAUGUUUCUCAACUUGAACCAAUCUACAGAUCAAUCCCCUCACAACUCCCAACACCAACAGCAACAAUAGCUCCUUAUUCUAUUACUCCAAUCAACCCUAAAUUUGACCCUUUAGUCCAUUUACAAUACUACGCCAAUGGCUCAGCCGGUAAAGACCAAUACAACAAUACACGCAGGUUAACCUUGGACCAAUUGGGCCUUUCAAACCCACAAAUGCAAAUUUCCCCCAUUGGUGUCUCUGAUCCAUUCCCACUAUUCACCAGCGAAGCAGUCAACAUUAUGCGUAGUGAGUUAUUGGCUAAGGAGAACUUUAUGAAGUAUGCGAGAUAUUGUCAUUCUUCAACAACGGGGAUGGAUUGUGUUGUGCGUGGGUAUGUUAAGGAUAAUGAUGGUGUGGUGAAUUGUGAGUUUAUUCAUGAUGCAUGGACACAUCCUGCUACUUUGGAAUUGAUUUCUAGGAUGGCGGGCGUUGAGUUGGAAGUUGUUAUUGAUUUUGAGAUUGCACAUUCUAAUAUUUCAAUGAAGACUCCCGAGGAAGCUGAUGCUGAGAUUGCCAGACAUGAACAACAGCAACAGGAGCAAGAAAUGAAUAGUGAAGAAGGUGCUAAUGCGGCUACCACCACUACUUCUCCUACUAAAUCUGAAGAUGAUAUCCGUGCUGUUGUUGGCUGGCACCACGAUUCGUACCCAUUCGUCUGUGUCCUUAUGCUUAGUGACACGACAAACAUGAUUGGCGGUGAAACUUCGCUUCGUAUGGGCAAGACCAGCCCUGAAGCCAAACAAGAAAUUGCCGUAGUUCCCGGUCCAAAACAAGGCUCAGCUUGUGUUUUACAGGGGAGAUUAAUCGAGCAUAUUGCACCUACACCACAAGGAUUAAGUGAACGUAUCACUAUGGUUACUAGUUUCCGUGCUCGUGAUCCGGCAUUACCUGAUACUUCGAUCUUGGAUACUGUCAAGCCAGAAGUCAAUUUUGGUUCAAGAUAUCAUGAGUUUUAUCAGCAAUGGAUCAAUUAUCGUUGUGAUUUGGUUAAGCAACGGUUGGAUUUGAUCAAGCUGGGUGCAAUGGUUGAAAUUGGUGGUGAUGGUGUUGGUAAUGGUGGCAAGAAGGUGUUUGAUAAGAAGAAGAUGAUUGAGAAGUUGAAGGAGUUGGAAGACUAUAUUAGAGUAACUCAUGAAGAAAUGCUUUGCUGA
This is a messenger RNA of Lodderomyces margitis, 1281 nucleotides long. RefSeq lists its product as uncharacterized. The record is from RefSeq and is a predicted model, not a curated record. The coding region runs from base 1 to 1281 and encodes 426 amino acids. Lineage: Eukaryota; Fungi; Ascomycota; Pichiomycetes; Serinales; Debaryomycetaceae. The transcript has a single exon.